AUGAGUUUUCAUUUUGAAUAUCAUACAAAAUCACCAAACGAACUAGAAUACAAUAGCAAACGUGUGCAAGAUUUGUUAGAAAAAUGGGGAAUGAGACGACAUAGUUAUAUAAAAAGAUUUAUAUAUGAAGAAUAUUUUGAUAAUGAAAAAGAUGAGCACAAAUUUCUUUUAGAAUUUUUUAAUAAUGAAAAUGUAAGAGAAGAAUUUAAAAUACAAUCUGAUCAAAAUAAUUGGAAAGAAUUAAAAGGAGAAAUUUAUGAUGUUGCAUAUGAGAAAAUACCUUGUAACAUGACUACAUUGAAUUUUUUUGAUAGGUUAUAUGAUGCUGCAAUAGUGAGACGAGAUAGUGGAGCAAUAGUUAAAACAUUUCCAAUAUAUUUAGAAGAGAAUAAUUCAUCACCAAUAAUGAUAACGGAUGAAUUAAGACAAUUAUUAUUAUUGGCUAAUUCGAUAAAUUAUGAUAUAUUUAGUAAGAAUGAUAGAAAUGAAUUCAUGUUUAAGAUAUUUAAAUCAAUUUGUUUAGGAGGAGAUAUUUGUCAAUUUGAGGAUUUUGUUACGGAAUAUUUUAACAUAUUAAAAAAAAUUUAUAAAGAUUUAAUAUGUGUACAAAAAAGAAGAAAGACUGGUGAUUUGAUAAUUAAAUCUUUUGUUUAUAAAAUAAAUAAUUUAAAAAAUAGUAAUUUAUUUCCUUCUAAUCAUCAUAAUAACUUUUGUUAUGUCGUUAUCGAUCCUGUCAAUAGAUGGGUUAACGUUUGGUAUCAUGCUGCUUAUGAAUAUUUAUGUUGA
This is a messenger RNA of Funneliformis geosporum, 786 nucleotides long. The record is from the annotation of a GenBank genome assembly. Lineage: Eukaryota; Fungi; Glomeromycota; Glomeromycetes; Glomerales; Glomeraceae.